AUGGCAUUUUUCAUAAUCACCAUUUUAGUAUCAUAUGCAUAUUCAUGUUUGGUCAAAGAAGAUUAUGAUGAUGAACCACUGGUCAAUCCCAGUGGCGAGUUUGAUACAUUGGAUGUGAUAUCGCCGGUUUACAGAAGAUUACAAUACUUACAUGCUAGAGAACAUACACAAAAAUACGUAACGUAUCUUGACACAUGCGUUGACAAGAUGGGGCCUAGUGGUAUUGUGGAAUGUAAUGAUGAUGUUCUUAGAGAGAUUCUUACGAAUAAGCUUGUUUCAAGAGUCUUGUUUGAAAGUAGUAAGAGCUGGAAAAGAAUACCAUAUGGAGAUUAG
Molecule: messenger RNA, 333 nt
Organism: Eruca vesicaria subsp. sativa (arugula)
Lineage: Eukaryota; Viridiplantae; Streptophyta; Magnoliopsida; Brassicales; Brassicaceae
Source: the annotation of a GenBank genome assembly